UGGUCGCAUGGCACAAUGCUCUCUCCUUUGCUCAUGACAAUUGUGUGGUUGUGUUUUGUCGUCUCCAGGAGCAAGUCUUUCAUGUUCUGCGGCCUGUAUGCUGCACUCAUAUUCGGAGGCCAGCACUUCAUGAGAGAGCGGCCCAAACUCAACCUCCGCAAGCCCCUGGUGCUCUGGUCGCUGAGCCUGGCCAUCUUCAGCCAUCACGGGGCAGUGCGGACCGGUUGGUACAUGAUGUACGUGCUCACCACAAGUGGAUUCAAGCAGUCGGUGUGUGACACCAGCUUCUACAGCGCACCCGUCUCCAAGUUCUGGGCCUACGCCUUCGUCCUGAGCAAGGCCCCUGAGCUGGGUGACACGGUGUUCAUCGUGCUCCGCAAGCAGCGCCUCAUCUUCCUCCACUGGUACCACCACAUCACGGUGCUGCUCUACUCCUGGUACUCCUACAAGGACCAGGUGGCCGGCGGCGGCUGGUUCAUGACCAUGAACUACGGCGUGCACUCGCUCAUGUACACCUACUAUGCCGCCCGGGCGGCCGGCCUGCGCGUGCCGCGACCCCUGGCCAUCCUCAUCACCACCACGCAGAUCCUGCAGAUGGCCAUGGGCCUGGCCGUGCUGGGGCUGGUGUACCGCUGGAUGCACGAGGUGCGCUGCCCCACCCAGGUGGACAACGUGGCCUGGGGCUCACUCAUGUACCUCAGCUACCUGGUGCUCUUCGCCUCCUUCUUCUACAACAGCUACCUCAGGGGCAGCGCCGCCGCCGCCGCCGCCGCCGCCGCCGCCGCCGCGGGCGAGAAGAAGGGGAUCAAGGCCGAGUAAGGAGCAAGGGGGGCA
Gadus chalcogrammus (walleye pollock) is the source of this 834-nucleotide messenger RNA. Its product is annotated as elongation of very long chain fatty acids protein 6-like. NCBI's taxonomy places the organism in Eukaryota, Metazoa, Chordata, Actinopteri, Gadiformes, Gadidae. Gene Ontology annotation, biological process: sphingolipid biosynthetic process; fatty acid elongation, polyunsaturated fatty acid; fatty acid elongation, monounsaturated fatty acid. The transcript is spliced from 4 exons. Gene Ontology annotation, cellular component: endoplasmic reticulum membrane. The coding region runs from base 16 to 819 and encodes 267 amino acids. The record is from RefSeq and is a predicted model, not a curated record. Gene Ontology annotation, molecular function: fatty acid elongase activity.